This is a messenger RNA of Parnassius apollo (apollo), 1872 nucleotides long. The record is from the annotation of a GenBank genome assembly. Lineage: Eukaryota; Metazoa; Arthropoda; Insecta; Lepidoptera; Papilionidae.
AUGCUGCACCUCGCAGUAGAAAAUGUUAAAAAAAAUAGAAUGUCCUCUAGAACAGCCGAAAAAACAUUUGAUAUACCUAGGCGCACCAUCCUAAACAAAGUGAAAGAGUGCCAUAACAAAAAUGUUGGAACUCCUACUCGACUCUCUUUCCAAGAGGAAAAGAGUAUUCAAGCAUUGAUUGCAGCCGGCGAAUAUGGUUGCCCACUAACGAAGCUUGAUUUACGUUUGACUGUUUUCGAAUAUCUGAAAAAAAAUAAUCGUGAAAAUUUAUUUCAUGGAAAACCACCAGGCAAAGACUGGGUUACAAGUUUUCUUAAUCGGCAUGCAGGUGAACUUUCUGUUAGAAGUACGCAAAAUAUUAAAACAGCGCGGGCUCAAAAAAGCGCGAAGGAUUUCUUAGAAUAUUUUCAGAAUUUAGAAGAAACUGUAAGAGAUGUUCCUCCAUCUAAUAUUUUAAAUCUAGAUGAAACUAACCUAAGCGACGACCCAGGUUCUUCAAAAUGCAUAUUUCGCAGGGGUGUAAAAUAUCCUGAGCGAGUCCUUAACUCCUCAAAAGGCGCCAUUUCGCUAAUGUUUUCUGCGGCAGCCAACGGUACUAGUCUAUCUCCGUAUGUGGUAUAUAAGGCAGAAAAUUUAUAUUCGGAAUGGAUUCAAGGAGGCCCUCGUGGUGCAAGAUACAACCGAACAUCAUCCGGAUGGUUUGAUUCCACAAUAUUUGAAGAUUAUUUUAAAAAUGUUGUAUUGACAUGGGCAGAGGGUUUGAGUGGCAAAAAUAGCGUUAACGAAAAUGAUACAAUUGAUGAUAUGAUAGGAAAUAAUGACGAAUACAAUUUAAGCACACAUACAACAGAUAAUCAAGCUUUACCAACUUUUACUGAAAUUGACAUAUUAGACGAAAAAAACGGAACUUUACUCUCACAAAUUACACCCACAUUAUGUGAAAUAAAUGCUUCAAGCGGUACCAUCAUGAAACCAAAGAAUCAUGAUUCGUGUAAAGAAAACACUAACCUAUUGAAGACUGAAAAACAAAAACCAAAGAUUGUAUCUUGUGUAACUAUACCGUCCACAAAACGUACGUCAAAUAUUAUUUACCAAAGCGAUUAUGAUAAAGAAAAUAUCGAAGCUAGACAAACGAUAGCAAAACAAAAUGAUUUUUAUUUUUACACAGAAAAGUCUAGAAACAUUUCAACAAAAGCGGAAAAAAUUAAAAAAACAAAAACAUCCAAUGUUAAGCUGCGACCAAAGGAAAGAAUUAGAAAAGACUUUAAAGUUUCCAAAGAAAAAAAUAUGAAAGGCUUAAAGAAGAAGAUGAAACGAAGAGACAGUAAAUCAAGCAACAGUGAUAUCGAUAUGAGUAUUCACAGUGAUUCAGAUAUAUGCGGGAUUGUUUCCGAUCAAGAUGAGCCAGGUUCUCCUGUAGAUGCUUAUGAUUCUAAUUUAUCUAUAGGCAGUGAGAACAUAGUAGCGACUAUCACAAAAACAGGUCCUAAUUUAUGUUUGAAUGAACCACUGGUUCCUGUAACAGUAGAUCAUUUUUCAGAACCAGGGCCCUCGACUAGUUCAACGCGCGAAGAAGUUUCUGUAGAGUAUAAAAUAGGCGAAUAUGUUUUGGUUAGAUAUUUUUUUACAAAAAAAGUUGAUUAUUACGUGGGAAUCAUUUUAGACAAGCCAAAAAAUGGCAAGUUAAAAGUAUCUUUCUUAAGAAAAGUCGGCAAAAAUGACAACUCAAAAUUUAUAAAAGUAAAAUCACCGGAUAUCGAAGUAAUAGACUGUAAGAAUAUUGUCAAGACUGCUGAGCUUCUAGCAAUUAAUGACGCCGAAACUGAUUUUGUACUUGCUGAUGAUGACGAUUACAUUUAUUUUGAUUAUUAA